AUGAUAAGGAUAGGAACUGCAAAUACGAUUGAGGCAGCAUAUAAAUUAAAAAUUUAAUAGAUAACUUUUCAACAUAAUCCAUUAAUCUCAAAUUACAAUGUUUAGAGAAUAAAUAGAAUUCGGUUAGAUUUCCCUUAGAGUUGACUAUUAGUUAUAGGAAACAAGUUAACUAUACUCAUUUUUUGGAAUAGGCAAGUUUGAAGAGAAUAUUUUGUCUUCUGCAUUUAAUUAUGAUAUUCUAAUGGUGGGAAAGUAAUGGUUACUCAAAAUUGGGGGGAUGUAUUGGCAGUACGAUGGAAUUUGA
Molecule: messenger RNA, 304 nt
Organism: Paramecium octaurelia
Lineage: Eukaryota; Ciliophora; Oligohymenophorea; Peniculida; Parameciidae
Source: the annotation of a GenBank genome assembly